AAUACAAUUUCUUUUUUGAGCAAACAAAAUCGCAUCCAGUUAUAUCCCAAGAAAAAUACUAUAAUGUUAUCUUCCUUUGGUUUUGUUUCAUCAGCCUAUAUGUCUGAUUCCGACGUGUCACGCCGGAAAAUGACAACAACGACGAGAAUUCACAUAAUGGCCUUAGACGGCAUCGUCAACGUUAAUUCACUCUUCACCUUAGCCCUAUUCCUCGGCAUCACCACCACCAGCACCACCAACACCCUCAUCGGCGACGACAACGCCGCAUGCGCCGCCGGAGCCUCCAUUUCGGAAGGCCUCAUCGCGUUCCACGUGUACUCCUUCAGCUCGUUUCUAUUCUCGAGCCUCAUCGCUUUGGCUCUCAAAAACAUCAUCAACUUCAGCAAGGACAUCAAAGACGGUGACGUCGUUCUGGACAACAACAACAACAACUGGGUUCACAGUGCUGCGAAAAUUAACACUGUUGUUUUGAGGUUGGGAACUCUCGUUUCGGCUUUUGGGUCGGUUUUCGGAUGUGGGUUCUUGGUGAUGGCUCUUGUGGAUUUGGUACAGAUCAAGUUGGGAACUUUGGCUUGUGGUAGUCCUCAUACUUUUGCUGCCGUGGCUCCAUUGCUUGUUCUUGUUCCCACUGCGCUACUGAUCUAUGUUGUUCUCGUCCUCUAUUCCUUUACUCGUUAAUUAAUUAGGCUUUUAUAUAUAUUGCAUAGUACUAUUAAAUAAAUUAUAUUAAUAUGAUGAUUUAAUGUGUCAAAGUGGAUAAAUCUCCACAAUAGGAAUCAAUUUUAUUGCAUGUAUCAAAUAUUGCAUCAUUCGAUCAAUUUUAUUUUAUUAUUUUGUAUGUAUUAUUUUAAUUUUAUUGCAUGUAUCAAAUAUGAUAUAUAUUUUUUUAAUAUAAUGAUCAUAGAAGCCUGCAGCUUGCAGAAAAUUUGUUUCCUGCUGUGCUUGCUUGGGAGGGAGGAGUGAUUAUCAAUUACUUUUUGUGAAGCAAAAUUGAAGUCCAGGCAAAUGAUGUUCUCUUCCCAUCACUUCAUUAGAAUACUAUUAUUUGCAAUCUUUCUUGCGCUGAGGAGUGGAGAACACUGAACACGUGAUUAGAUUUCUUCAUUUUACUUGCUUCUCACCACCUCCUUCAUGUGAUCUCGUCUCUGAUAUAUUUGGAAGUUACCUUAUGUUCUCUCUCAUUUCAUAAUUAUACCGAUAUUCUCAACCUAACCAAUGUAUACCUCUAUUUGGUUACUUUUUUUUCCUUCUUAUUUUGCCUUGUUAAUGUUAGCGAGUGUAAAACCUGUGUAGUGUUUAUAGAUAAUAUUCAUAUUAAACGAACAUGGCCUUUUUUUGUUUGCUAGGAAAAUGAAUCAGCUGUUCGUUGAUACCAUAACGAUCGGUGCACAGGAGAAUUAAGAAAAAACAGAUUUUGCAGGAUUAGAAUGGAGUAGCAACAUUACAAUUAUCUUCUGCCAGUAUCAAUAUUAAUUUCAUUAGGAGUAAAACUAUUCACUGAUUGUAGGCAUUGUGCACAUUUUUUCUUCACUUAAAUGACGAUUUGUGGAGCAUAUAUUUUAUUCACAUGCAAUGCAAACGAGGUUUUGUUAGCUGACGUACAAAUGUAUUAUCUCGAUGCUAUAGUAUUAUGUUCUUUUGAUACCUAACAAGACUUG
Molecule: messenger RNA, 1658 nt
Organism: Glycine soja
Lineage: Eukaryota; Viridiplantae; Streptophyta; Magnoliopsida; Fabales; Fabaceae
Exons: 2
Coding region: 64-678 (204 amino acids)
Source: RefSeq, a predicted model, not a curated record